Molecule: messenger RNA, 328 nt
Organism: Cylicocyclus nassatus
Lineage: Eukaryota; Metazoa; Nematoda; Chromadorea; Rhabditida; Strongylidae
Source: the annotation of a GenBank genome assembly
AUGGUAUCCUCAGUAUUAUGCUUUUGUUCACUUUUCUCCUUCUUAUUAAUUCCCACUUUUCCCUCUAUCCUCUUCUUAUUUUCCAUACCCCACUCAACUGUGUGUCGUUUGAUCAUGUUUGAUUUCCCUUUUUAUCACUGCUUUCUGCUACUGUUAACACUCUCGAUCGAAUGUAUACAUGCUACCCGAGAUCAUGCUAACCCAUCUAAACCAUCAUUCUCUUCUGCUAUUGCACCGUUUUUUGCAGUUACGCUAUUCUUGUAAAACUACUUCUAUCUGACAUUAUUCUGUUUCCAUUUCUACUGGGCCGGAAUGUCGUAGCCGACGC